AUGGUUCCUUAUGCUCCUCCGACUGUCACCAUCCUUCAGCAAGAUCCAUCUGCAGUUGCAAACUCCAUGGCCUCAAUUGACACUGAUUACAUCAUCGAGCAGAGCGAGUUGGCCCCCAUCUCAAAUCAUCCGGAAACCACCACUCCCAUCUUCACUCAUUCUGUACUCGUCUCCGGUUAUGUGGCCACCGAGGUCUCCAAUGGUGGAUAUUCUGUCUUCUACCUGUCGAAACCUCCUUCCAGCACUGGCUCCAGCUACACACCAUCAAGGUCUAUUGUUGCUGAGGUGACUACAGUUACUGUGCUCCCGUUUUCCAAAGCUGCAAAAACCGCCGAGCAAGAUGUCCAGACAAGUAGCUAUGGCCCCUCGGCAUUCUCAAGUCCUUCCAGGGGCUGGAACAGCACAUACGACAACUCUUCCAUCUUGGGCACUGGAACCGCUGGAUCUUUCGGCUGGGGCACUGGGACAGCUGGUUCUUCCAUCCUGGGAACUGGAGCGGUAGGAUCAGGGGCCAGGUCGACCUCUGGUGCUGCCUCUACAGUCACAUUUACGAAUUUUACCCACACCGUCACCCAGAGCGUGAUUGUCAACGCCACAUCUGCCCCAGCAUCCGUAUACCUUCCACCUGGUUAUGGAUAUGGCUCAUCGGAGCCUUCAGGUGACAGUGAUGUUGUGGCGAAGAGACAGACCUGCGUCUGGAUCACAGCCACCAUCGGUGGCCAGCAGGUUGGCUGGUGCAAUAACUGGGCCGGGAGUUCGACAUUGACUUACACCUCCUGGGAGACUACCACAACUCCGAGCUAUAUCCCCGGCAUUGGCACCAUCGCGGUAGUGAAUACAGCCUCGAGUAACUCUGCUCAGCCUACUCUUACAAGUGAGACAUCCACACCAGUGUCUACUCAGUUAUUCCCUUCAUCAACUGCUAGCGCCUGCGGGCAGGUUGGACCGUUCGAAAUUGGGUUUGAUGACCUUCCAUCGUUCUCUACCACUGACAACAAUACUGCGGACUUUCCCCCAGUCUUCAAUCCUUACGAUCACUUCUUCUGGGGUGAUGGAUGGGCUUAUGUACCUCCACCGAACGAGCCGUAUCCCCCUCAGUCAGGCAACCGCCUCGCCGAAUUUAUCCCUUCACUUGCCAACAACGACACUGGUUCUCCAGAUGCAGGGCUGAUCCCACCUAGUUCAUUCGGCUGUGGCCCUCGCAAUUAUGACAAUCAAUACUGGUUCAACGCAGACUCGGCCUAUGUGGGUUGCGACAACGGUGUCUCAAAUGCUACUUCGACUUGUGACUUUGUAGCUACCGCCUAUCAGUGGGACAACACUACGCAAAGCGAGGUUCUGGUUGCAACUCAGCAUUUCAAGAUCCCGCCGUGUCCAGACUUCAAGAAUUGUCAGCUCACGAAAAUUACUUUCAACUACUUGUUCUACAAGAUGACGACCUUGAGUUUCUACGCCAAUGUUGAAGGCAGAGUCAGUAUCUUCUGGCUGGACAGCUUGGAUCUCAACUGGUACAACAACACUUGCACAGCAGGAUUGACCCGCAUAUCCUCGCGCAAGAUUCGAAUCUGA
Molecule: messenger RNA, 1569 nt
Organism: Capronia epimyces CBS 606.96
Lineage: Eukaryota; Fungi; Ascomycota; Eurotiomycetes; Chaetothyriales; Herpotrichiellaceae
Exons: 3
Coding region: 1-1569 (522 amino acids)
Source: RefSeq, a predicted model, not a curated record